Messenger RNA from Talaromyces amestolkiae, 3324 nucleotides. RefSeq lists its product as uncharacterized. The record is from RefSeq and is a predicted model, not a curated record. The transcript is spliced from 5 exons. Gene Ontology annotation, biological process: regulation of DNA-templated transcription. Gene Ontology annotation, molecular function: oxidoreductase activity, acting on paired donors, with incorporation or reduction of molecular oxygen; zinc ion binding; heme binding. Lineage: Eukaryota; Fungi; Ascomycota; Eurotiomycetes; Eurotiales; Trichocomaceae. Bases 1 to 3324 code for a protein of 1107 amino acids.
AUGUCGCAACGCCGCCAAUACUCCAGCUGUGACUCCUGCCGUCGCUCUAAGCGACGCUGCUUUUUCUCGGGUCCCAGCGAGGGAGAUAUGUGCACCAAUUGCCGGCGACUGGGCCAUGCAUGUACCUUUGAGUUUGCCAAAUCCCGGCGAGCCAUGAGAGAGCGGCUGAGGCGGAGCCAAUCCCAUUCUCACCUGUCGAUUAACAGGAAUGCCUUGCCGGAAAUCGCAGACGAUGGACUCUCCAUCGGUUCCAAGAGCCAGAUUGAGGCUGGCCCCCUGACGUUCCCAGAUACCCUGGUCCCGUGGGUUACUUUUGACGAGGGCCAUAGUAAUGAGGUAAACUCCCAUGAUAACGUGGGCUUAGAUCUAAUAGAUCUCUUUAUGUCGGAUACUGUCCCUCCAGCCCAGGCGCUAAGCGAGGCCCAAUUGUCACUCUACAACAGGCCGCUCAACAGAGGGCGCUCAAUUACGCCAAUUCUCCCUGGCAGUUCACCGAGUAGCCCCAUUCGGCUGCUCAAUUCCAAAUUAGACGCAACGAUUUUGGAUGACCGGCUAGUGAGGAUCCACAAUGUCAUUAUCACAGGGUGUGCCUCGCGGUUUGCGGAUUACAACUGUAAUCUGUUCGCAACAGCAUCGCGCUACCGAAUUGAAGGUUGGGAUGGAGCAAGCACGCAGGAUCGCUCCCCCCAACCGGAUCUGGGAGUGGCACCGACGGGUGUAGCCUGCACAUUAACAGCAAUAGGCGCCGUUCGGUUUCUUGAUCAUUUUGGUGGGCUCUACGGCAACCAACUGAGCCCAGCCGCACGAAAGCAGUCUGAUGCUGCGCUGAAAGCUGUCCUUCGCACCUUUUCGCUCCAGUGGCUCUCUACGUCCGAAGGUAUGCCGGGCCCUAAUUCUAUACGUGACGCAUCUAGAAAUGCGUUCUACGAUUCUUGGUUUGAGGCGCGAGAAUUCCUCAGAGAUGUACAGUCUGUCCGGUCGUUCAGGAUAGUGUAUGCUAUUUUGCUUUUCGAAGGUAUUGCCACGCCGACCGAAGCUUCGGCCGGGUCACCGCACGAGUUUUUGGACAUCGGUCUCCAAACGCUAAGGUUGCUGGAUGCGCUUGUGAAAAAAUACUGCACUACAUUAGGAGUACACUCCACGUAUGGUAUGCUAUUGGAAACCAGCAUGACCCUGGUGCGUUGGGGGGGAUACAUCCGUGAUAUCGGGGCGUCGCUCACAACAUACCGUCAAUGCACACUGCCGCCGGUUUCGUGUCAUGGUAAAGAGCUCUUCACCAUGGAGUCUGAUUUUGACUGCCUAAAGCCUCAAAAUUUCCCUUCUGACCUGGAUGCCAGAAUCCCAAGCAUAUGCCAAAAAGCAGUUGCUGAAGCCUUUUCUCUCUGGAGACAGAUCGUCGAAGUCAAGAAUUCCUUACAUAGAGGUCUCCAUUCUGCUUGCCUUGAGACUAUCGCCUCGACCGUGGCGGCGGUCAGCAAGUUCAACCAGCUGUUUCGCCCUUUUAUCAACCACUGCAUUGACAACCUGGAGUGCCUUUCUAUUCACUCCAGAGUAUCCUCUGUUUCAAUUGCCUUAUUUUGGGAGUUGAGCGUCCUGAUUCUGGACGAGUCGUUGGAUUCUUGCACGAGGGAGAAUGAUCCUGUUCAUGACCUCCCCAUAAUAAACAUGCAUGCGCACCGAGCGGAAGUGGUUUCUUCUGUUGCCAACACCGUAGAGCGUGUACUCUCAUUACCAACUGAGCAGAUCUUCAACCUUGAAAACGGUCUCGACGCCGAGGUUCCCAUCCUUGCCUACCACAUUACUCCGAGCUUGACGGCAACAGUCUUUCAAAAGACCAUCGAGAGGUUGAUUCACGCGGAGAAUUUGGAAUUGGAAUCUUGUGCAACAAACUCACUCGGCAUGGAUCCUGUCCGGCAACGGCAAAUCGACAUUAUCAUGAAAGGUCUCAGCUCCCUGACUGUGACCGCCGGCGGGUCCGAGGCGGCCGCUGCGGUUUUACAGUCGAUCAUGUCCCGAAAGUAUGGGGAGGUCGUCCGCUUUGGUCCAGACGAAGUCUCCUUCAUCACCUCUCAAGCAUGGAAGGACAUAUACGCCCAUGGCCACGGCGACCGGCAGCUUCCCAAAGUACUUCACUCAACAAGUAAUCCAUCUGACAUCAUCAGCGCCAACAAUGCAGACCACCGCCGCUUCCGCUCGGCCUUGGCGCAUGCCUUCUCCGACAAGGGCCUGCAGGCACAGGAACUGAUCCUCCGCAGCUAUAUGGACAAGCUGAUUCAGCGGUUGGGUGAGAUUGCUGCAUCGCCUAACCCUAAGGCUAACAUGGUGAAAUGGUACAACCUGACCACAUUCGACAUCAUUGGGGACCUAGCCUUUGGAGAACCCUUCAGAGGUCUGGACUUGUCCGAAUACCACUUCUGGGUGACGACAGUCUUCCAGGCCGUCCAGGGCAUGGCCUUUGUCAAGCUGCAUGACGCGUACCCGCUCGUUUUUCGCGUGUUAUCACCCUUCCUGGGCUCGAAGUCUCUUAUGGAGGCCCGCAAAAGACAGAUCGAAUACAGCAGCCUGGUGGUCCAGAAGCGCCUCCAGAGCGCCAUCCAUCGCCCCGGUGACUUUAUUGACAGCAUGUUGCGCCACCGCGGCGACAAGGAGAAGGAACUCACCGAUAAGGAGAUGGAAGCCAAUGCCAAUAUUCUAAUUAUUGCCGGCAGCGAAACGACCGCAACGCUACUCUCCGGGGUCACAUACUGGCUGCUGCGGACGCCCGAUGCCCUCCGCAAGGUUACCCACGAAGUCCGCUCAUCUAUGACUUCCGAAUCAAAUAUCACAUUCCAGUCUACCCUUCACCUUCCCUACAUGCUCGCCUGCCUUAACGAGGCCCUCCGAGUAUACCCCCCUGCACCUGGGGGCCUCGAACGCAUAACGCUUCCCCCUGACCCGGUUGAAAUCUCAGGAUACAUGAUCCCACCUGGAACCAAAGUAUCUGUCCACCAAUCCGCGGCCUACCGUUCCCCUCUCAACUUCCACCGCCCCGAUGAGUUUCUCCCCGAACGCUGGCUCUCACCCGCAAAGAAAGACCCCUCGUCGCCCUUCUACACCGACAACUGGGACGUACUACAGCCGUUCUCUGUUGGCCCGCGCAACUGCAUCGGGCGGAACCUGGCGAACGCGGAGACGCGGAUGAUUCUGGCGCGCAUUCUGUGGAAUUUUGACCUGGAGCUUUGUGCCGAAAGUAGGGGGUGGGAACAACAGCGGUCUUUCCUGUUGUGGGAGAAAAAGCCGUUAAUGUGUAUUCUCAAGAGAAGGGAGGGGAGAGGGGGUUUGUAA